Molecule: messenger RNA, 5213 nt
Organism: Carcharodon carcharias (great white shark)
Lineage: Eukaryota; Metazoa; Chordata; Chondrichthyes; Lamniformes; Lamnidae
Gene: sobpa
Product: sine oculis binding protein homolog (Drosophila) a
Exons: 8
Coding region: 192-2945 (917 amino acids)
Biological process (GO): animal organ development
Cellular component (GO): nucleus
Source: RefSeq, a predicted model, not a curated record
GAGAAGGAAUUAAAGGAAAAUCCAACACACAGGCAAAAGCCGCCGGCGUCACAUUUCGGUGGGAAAGGAGGCUUGUGACAGCUCGGGCUGGAGGAGGGAGGCUAGCGGCUUUUCCCUCCCUCUCUCCCUCCCCCCCUCUCUCUCUCUCUCUCUCACACACACACACACACACAUAUACAUACAUACAAACCAUGGCAGAGAUGGAGAAGGAGGGCAGACCGCCGGAAAACAAGAGGAGCAGAAAACCGGCUCACCCCGUCAAGAGGGAAAUAAACGAGGAGAUGAAGAAUUUUGCAGAAAACACCAUGAAUGAACUCCUUGGCUGGUAUGGCUAUGAUAAGGUGGAAUUAAAAGAAGGGGAAGACAUUGAGAUUAAGAACUACCCUGUGGAUAUUGAGGGCCGCCAACAUGUUUCUGUGUUGAAAGAAAACUCCUUGCCAAAACUAAAAUUAUCUGAAGACAGUGUUAUUACUUCACCAUCAAACUCCAAUUCAAGCUUUCCAGGAAUGACUGCAGGAAAUGGGCUGUCGGAAACACCAGCUGGAUCGAAGGAUCACGGGAAUGUCCCCAUCAUUGUACCAUUGAUCCCUCCACCGAUGCUGAAACCACCAGCAGAUGAUGAAAUGAUAAAUGUGCAGAUAGUUUGUGCUUGGUGCCAGAAGCUGGGGAUUAAGCGUUACUCCCUUAGUAUGGGAAGUGAAGUGAAAAGUUUCUGCAGUGAAAAAUGCUUUGCAGCUUGCAGGCGGGCUUAUUUCAAACGUAAUAAGAGUAUGCCAUUUACUGCGGAAGGUUGGCCGUUUGAAAGUAGCCCUGGGUCCCAUCGUGUUCAACAGCCCAAGAAUCGAGGAUCCCCCACCAUCGCUCGACUGACUCAGCACGGAACAGAGGUUGAACUUGGGAGCGUUCUGGAUAGAAUAAAAGACACAACAGUAUGUGACUGGUGCAAGCACAUCCGGCACACAAAAGAGUACCUAGACUUUGGAGAUGGAGAACGACGGCUUCAAUUCUGCAGUGCAAAAUGCCUCAAUCAGUACAAAAUGGACAUUUUUUACAAAGAGACACAAGCCAAUCUUCCUGCUGGCUUGUGCAAUACUGGGCAUCCUCCAGUGGAAAAUAAGUCUGAUAACACAGGCGUGCAACUACUGACUCCAGAGUCUUGGAACAUGCCACUGACAGAUGCUCGGAGAAAGGCCCCAUCUCCCGUGGCACCUUCCUCACAGACUCAAGUCCCCAUCCCUUCCGCAUCUGCUACUCUGUCCCCAUCUGAUCCUGCCAGUAACUCUGCUGCCAAAAUUCACACUCCAAUCUCCAAGGGAGUGGCUGCAAAUGAAAGUCCAAAUAUUGCACCAAUUCAGCUUCAACAGCCAGCUAAUAUUGUGCCUCCAGUGGGUGUCCCUCCAGGUAAUCCCUCUAUGGUAAUGACAAAUCGAGGUCCUGUGCCUCUGCCAAUAUUCAUGGAGCAGCAGAUGAUGCAUCAGAUUCGUCCGCCAUUUAUCCGAGGACCUCACACACCAAGCCCUAAUAGUCCUCUGUCAAAUCACAUGAUUUCAGGGCUUGGCCCCCCAUCAGGUGGUUCCAGAACUAUAGGUCCUAACUCUAGCCCCAUGCAUAGGCCAAUGCUCUCGCCACAUCUUCAUCAUCCAUCAGCACCCACAGUGCCAGGGAAUCAUCAAGGGUUACUUCCCUCAGGAGCACCCCUACCUAAUGUUUCCUUUCCACCUAUUAAUAUGAUGCCAAAUGGCCACAUGCAUAUUCCACACCUUUUAAACUUUGGAGUGCCAUCACUUGCUCCGUUGGUUCCCCCUCCAACGCUUCUGGUGCCCUAUCCUGUCAUCGUUCCACUGCCUGUACCGAUUCCGAUCCCCAUUCCAAUUCCACAUGUGUUCGACUCUAAGUCUACCAAUGGUAUUUCCAGCAAUGCUGAGAGUCUCAUUCCAAGCACAUCUAAUGAUGAAGAUGACACUAAAAAGCCAAGUAGUUCAUUGACAUCAGAUAAUGGGCAGCAGAGGCCUUCCAAGUCUAUUAAAGCCUCACCUAACUGCUCAAGCCAUUCUCUGAACCAGCCAGCCAUACUUCUUGACACCAGCAGGAGUGAGGUUGUCGAUCUAACUGUCAAGCCUAAUGGUCCAAUUAAAAGUGAUUUUUCUUACUCUGACAUGGUAGACUUUCCACAAGAUGAAGUCAUAGACUUGACUAUGAGCCAUAGAAGCAGACUUAAUCACAUCGGUCAUAGGCCUUUACACCCUUCUGUGAAACUUGAGAAUGAAGGCAGAAGUGUUGUAGAUUUGACUGUUUCUAGUCCGGAUAAACGGAACUGUAUUGACUGUAGGGAUUUUCCUCAUUUGAACCCUAUUGAAACAAAGGUGUUAUCUUGUAGUGAUUCUUCCCACUGCGGCACUAUCCAGCUAAGUUCAGGAAGCUCAGGCGGUGACUCUGAUUUAACACCUUGUAAUCUGGUUAUGAAUGGCACAAAAAGUCUGGAUGGUUCUCACUCAGAAGAAAGAGCAGAGCAGCAGCAGCAGCAACAACAGCCACAGCAGCAGCAGCAGCAGCUACAACCACAACAGCAGCAGCCACAGCAACAGCAACAGCAGCAGCAGCAACAGGAGGAGAUCGCAGUCAACGAGCUGGAGUCAGUCAAAGAAAACAACUGCACACCAAACUGUCAACUGGAGUUAGAGGCAGGUAAGAAGGCCUCAAUUGAAUCACCCCUGGGUGGGGUGGACAAGCAGGAUGUAAAUCAUAAUCCUGCAGAUGAGGACCAUGCAUAUGCCUUGAGAGUAGUACCCAAGACAGGCUGCUUGAUUCAGCCUGUGCCAAAAGCGACUGAAAAGACUGCCAUAGCACCCUGCAUAACCUCAACGCCAGUACUCAACACAGGGCCCGAGGACAGUGAGCCGCCACUGAAACGCAGAUGUCUCCGGAUUCGAAACCAGAACAAGUAAAGGUUUGUUUUGAAAUGCGUUUACAAAAACCUGAAGGCAACACAUUUAGAAUACAAAAGAAGACACACAGAGUCAUAUUUGACCAUUAUAACAAUGAGCAUUUCAAAAAUCAUUAAUUGUAAUAUUAAAAAACAAUGUUUUAGGUCAAUGAACACAGCAUUUUUCCUCCAAUAAGGUUUUAUCCAUUCAAAUUUGACGGUGGUUUCUGGUGUUAAUCAGAUGGUUGGUGCUAAUAUCAAGGGAUCCAAAAUAUAUGACUUAAGCAAUGACAAAGCUCUUUGAUGCUGCACUCUCGUGGGUAUGCUGAUUAAUCAUAAGUUUGGUGUGGAAUUUUCACCUUUCAUUUUUAAGCUCCGAAUUAAAAAAAACAUCUUUUUUUAUUCAUCUGGUAAAAAUGUGAUAAUAAUUCAGUUGAUAGUGAAAAGUAACAAGGAAUGAUCAAGUAUAUAUUUAGAUGUCUUCCGUCAUUCUGUCAUUUUGACAGGGUAAAAAUUGUACACUUAAUGAACUCUACACUCAGCUACUUUUAUUGGACAGGUUUAAGACUGUUCUGGUUAUGAGUGGUUGGGAGAGAAGAAGGAAAAUGAGUAUUUGUUGUUCUUAUGAAGAAGACAGCAAUUGUCAGUGGCCCUUUGUAUUAGUUUUGGAACAUUGAGAAUUGCAAUAAUGCUGCUUUAAGAAAGAGUUACUGAAUGUUAAUUACUGGAUUCAGGUGGGUAACUGACUUGUUGAGAGAGCUUUGAUUGAGUUUGCUAGUAAUCAUAAACAUCCAGAUUUCUGAAGACAUUUUUCCUUAUUUAAACAACUACAUCAUUUGGAGCCUGUCUGCCACUAAUCUGGAUCUAAAACCAGAAAAAAAGAAAACUUUUUGAUGAUCAGUAGAUUGCCACCAAUGCAAGGAUGCCAUAAAAUAAAGGUUGCAAAUGUUAUUGAAGUAGUUACAUUUUCUUUUCCAUCAACAUUCAAUUGAAAUAUAAUUUGCCUUCCUUAAAAUCCCAUCAGAAAUAAUAGCGAAGCAUUUGAUGGGUGAAAUGAGAAAGGGCUCACUUUUAGUUUUUACAGUCAAUGUCCCGGAUUUUGCGGUCAGUGACUAAGUGACGACGCUCGCUGCUGAUUUCAAAGAAGGCUGCCCACAAAGAUCUGGUGAUGGAUUUCCUGGCAUUAAUUUUAUUCCAGCGCCAGCUGUAGGGGAACUCUUGCAUCCAGCUAUGCAACCAAUCACAUUGAAGAAUUCUCACAGACAGCAAAUCAGGAAGUAAAAAACACUGAUUAUCCUUUACUCUUAUAAUUUUACAGCAAAUGAAAUAAAUAUUGGGACAUAUACCUGGAUUAAGUUAGAAGCUGAAAUAUUAUAAACAAACUUUUAAAAAUUAUUUUCAAAAUCUAUAGAAUUUUGUAUGAUAAUGAAGAAAUUUGACAUUUCACAAAUAUAAAAUUAGUUUUACAGGGCCAGAGAGGUUAUUAUCAAUAAUUAUGACUUAAUAUGCUGUUUAAAAACCUGGUUAAAUCACAUUGGCGAGGCAUAAUUUUUUUUCAAAGGUUUUUACAAUGAGGCUAAUAAUGUAAAAAGUGUAAGUUCCUGUUAAACCAAGCUGUUCCUAAGGUUUUCAGCUGUGAACAUUUCAACAGUGCACUCAGUGGAAGAGCUUGGAAAUGCUGACUUUCACUUUUAACUGCAUGUAGGUGGACACCAAAAGUUGCUAUCAGUUUUAUAGUUGUAAUGAUGAUAGUUUUGCUGUUAUUACAACCACAAAAUCUGGGCCAAUAAACUAAAUGGCUGAAGGGACCAUUUACAAGACAGAGGUGUAGUGUAAAUGAAAACUUAAAGUAAUUGUGCAUUUUUAAUUGGUAUUCUUGCAUAUAAUUUCAUGGAAGAUUGUUAGUCUUGAGUGCUUUAACCUUCAGGAACUUUACAAUAACAAUUUUACAUAAGCAGCUUUUCAGAGCAACACAGCUACCAAUAUGAAAGUGAAUGGCAGGUUCUGGUGCAUUGAAGGACUGGCUCUCUGCUUUGUGGAGUGGAGGGACAUGGACUUAGUUCCAAGGUGAGGAGAAGGAAAGUAGAAUGGAAAGUAGAAUGAAAAUGCAAACUUACCUGCUGUUCAAUUUGCAGAAUUUUGUGGAUUGUGAAGGGACCUUGACAAGAGAAAAUUAGUGGGGCCAAGAAGGAGUCUAUGAAAAAUUACAGGAAUAAUCUUAGCAUUGUGAUGACAGGAGUUGUACAAGCUGAGGGCAAGAAAGCUGUUCUGUAGCCCCAUACCUGAAUAA